GAGCUCUGCACGGCAAAGGAGCAACCACAGCGAGACGAGGCGAUCAAGGGGAUGCGGCAUCGGUACGCGGGAGCUGUCCAUCAGCACCAAAUCCCCGACGAAAAGCAAGGAAGCAGCAAGCAGAGCCAAGACCCAGUCGCUCCUGUUUUCAGCCUGCCGCCCCCGCCCUCUUCUCACCACCGAGAUCGCACUUUGACCACCGCCGCUCACCGCCAGAGCCUACAGGAGCUCCCCUGUCUGAGCCAACCUGUUCGGAGACCUGUUCACAGCGGCGACCCUCUACCUCUGGCGAGCUACGACACCGCCCAGAGACCUUCACAGCGCGGCACUGAACCGAGCACCGGGCAGCCGGCGCACCUGCAGCAGGAUCCCUGGGCCCCGGUCGGCUCUCAGCAGCAGCAGCAGCAGCAGCCGCCGCCGCAGUCGGAGAAUCAGCCUGUUUUUCCAAGCUGCCACUGCAGUUUUUCCGAGCAGGAGGCAAGCCUUUCUCAAAAUCAGCACCAUCUAGUCGAUCCUCUCCCACCGCAGCCCUCCCCACCUUUUCCACCGCCUAUACCACCGCCACCAACGUCGUCCUCCUCCUCUCUGCUGUUUUCCCGGGCAUCUAAAAGGGGGGAUCGUCUCCGAAGGAGUGCAAAUAAUUACCAACAGGCGAGCAUCGUGGAACGCUGCAGGGGAGGAGGAGGAGCAGGAGGGCACCGAGACCACAGGCAGUUGUUGCAGCAACAGCAGCAGCAGCAGCAACAGAAGCAGCAGCAGCACAGUCAUUUACGACUCCAACAGAGGGACCCCUCCCCUGAAGGAAUCCGUGCAAACUCGCAGAAAGGGCGCUCUUUAAAUGUAUGUGAGUCAACCGAGGGUAACAGGAGAGCAUUUGAGUCUCAGACUCAGGACCUGCAGAAGCAGCAGCAGCAACAGCAACAGCAGCAGCAACAGAUCCCACAAUUACGAGCGCAGCAACAGCUACUGGUGGGGAGCAGCUUGCCUAUCAACUACUGCGCCAGCGGCUCGGGAGAGCUAUGUAGGACUCACCAGGCUCCACUGCUGCAACAGCAAGAGCAGCAGCAGCAGCAGCAACAGCAACAGCGGCAGCAGCAGCAGCAGCAGCAGCAAGGCGCUCUGGGGCUCUGUCCCCAGCGUCCGCAGCACUGUGAACAAGACCGCAAUAAGUCUGGGAGGAUCUCCGCGCAAGGCGGCCAGGCGCAACCACACAGCCGCGACUCCCGCGUAACGCCCCCGUUAACACAGCAAACAUACGCGGGGAACUCGUCUGCGACUGUCAGCAACAGCAGCAAAGACAGCCCCAACUACGGCUCGAGCUAUCACCUGUGGCCAGAGAGCCCACAUAAAGGAGAGGAGAGGAUACGCAUCGACCUCCAUAAGGCCACUACUGAGCAGAAGAAGCUGAGCCAUGCUGGAUCCAAGCCCUCCCUCUCCGAGAGCAGCGGCCGACUCCCUCAGAUAGCCAUGAACACCUGCAAGUACAAUGGCGGAGUGGUGAGACCACUAGUGGGCAGCCUGGCGUCCUCGUCGCGCCGCAACCUCGCAGAGCUUGACUCGGAGACGCAGCCGUUGCAGACGCUGCAUAGCUCUGGCCUGGAGGUGGUGGUGUCCAAGGGCAACGGCGGCGAAGACCCCAGCAAAGCGUCCAAUGACAGCUUGGUUAGGGAGGGCAGUGGGCGUGGUGGAGGCAGGGCACCGCAGAAGAAGAACAGGGACAUUGGCUACAAGCUCGGCCACCGGAGGGCUCUGUUUGAGAAGCGGAAGCGGCUCAGUGACUACGCACUCAUCUUUGGGAUGUUUGGGAUUGUUGUCAUGGUGACAGAGACAGAACUGUCAUGGGGGGUUUACACUAAGGAAUCUUCAUACUCAUUUGCACUGAAAUGCCUUAUCAGCCUUUCCACUGUUAUAUUGCUUGGUCUUAUAAUAAUGUACCAUGCCCGGGAAAUCCAGCUCUUUAUGGUUGACAAUGGUGCGGACGAUUGGAGGAUAGCCAUGACGUAUGAGCGGAUCUUCUUCAUUGUGCUGGAGCUGCUGGUGUGUGCCAUCCAUCCCAUCCCGGGCCAGUAUGUCUUCACCUGGACAGCACGGCUGGCCUUUACCUACACACCGUCGGUGGCCGAUGCUGACGUAGACAUCAUCCUCUCCAUCCCCAUGUUCCUGAGACUCUACCUGAUAGGCAGGGUCAUGUUGCUCCACAGCAAGCUGUUCACUGAUGCUUCGUCUCGCAGCAUUGGUGCCCUCAACAAGAUAAACUUCAACACACGCUUUGUCAUGAAGACCCUCAUGACCAUCUGUCCAGGAACUGUUCUGCUGGUGUUCAGUAUAUCCUCCUGGAUCAUUGCUGCAUGGACUGUGCGCGUCUGUGAGAGGUAUCAUGACAAACAGGAAGUGACCAGUAACUUCCUGGGAGCCAUGUGGCUCAUCUCGAUUACCUUCCUCUCGAUUGGCUACGGGGACAUGGUACCACACACGUAUUGUGGGAAAGGCGUGUGUCUGCUUACAGGGAUUAUGGGAGCUGGCUGCACUGCACUUGUGGUUGCAGUGGUAGCCAGGAAGCUAGAGUUGACCAAGGCUGAGAAGCAUGUCCACAACUUCAUGAUGGACACACAACUCUGCAAACGAGUUAAGAACACAGCUGCCAAUGUACUCAGGGAAACAUGGCUCAUCUAUAAACACACUAAAUUGGUCAAGAAGAUAGAUCACGCCAAGGUGCGGAAACACCAGCGCAAGUUUCUCCAAGCCAUUCACCAAGCUCAGAAACUGCGCAGUGUGAAGAUGGAGCAAAGAAAACUCAAUGAUCAGGCCAACACCUUAGUGGACUUGGCAAAGACCCAGAAUGUGAUGUAUGACCUGGUGUCAGAGCUGCAGGAGCGCAGUGAGGAGCUGGACAAGCGCAUCGGCACAUUGGAGGACAAGCUGGACUCGGUGACGGGCAGCCUGCAGGCGCUGCCGUGCCUCAUCUCCCAAGCCAUAACCCAGCAGCAGCAGGACUUCCUGGACGGCUUUGUUCACCGCUUUCGGCCCGCCUCACUAGCCUCAGAGCGCUCUGAACGCUCCGAGCGAUCCUGGACUUCCACCGCCCGUAGGCGGCGCUCUCCCUCCACAGCACCACACACCUCCUCUGAUAGCGGAUAACCUUGACAAACCUUCUGCAAUCACCUUGGAGCCCCACCUUUCCCAAAUCAACUUGUCACCUCAUUCUGUCACAUCCAAAGCUGCCCCUGUAACCGCUGACAAGUCCAUAUCUGGACUAAAAAUGAACCCAUAUCUUGGCCCCUGACCUGAUCCCCACCCAACAUCAAAUCCAAAAACCAAUUCCUCUGUGACUGAGCCUCUCAGCACAGGACUGGAUCAGAGCUACUCCAAAAGAACAAAGAAAAGCAAACAGACUUAAAUCAAGGGAAAAAAAAAACAUAAAUGCAUCCAAAAAAGAAAAAGAAAAAAAUUUUAAAAUGACUGAAAAACCGAGAUAAAGUAGAGAUAUGGUUUAUGUUUUAGCCAUUGUAUGGCUGUUCAAGUUAGCUUUUUUGUAAAAGCCCUUGUAUAGUUAAAAAAUGACUGAGUUCAGGGUCGCUGGGGUGAGAGCUGGCUAUCACACCGGAGAGUCCUUAAACACGAGGGGGGAAGUUGGUCUGUGGAGCUGAGGGCCUUGGCUCACCUGCUGGCCCUCUGAGGCCAUGGAGGACAUACGUCCACCCAUCUGUCCGUCUGUCUGAUUGUAUGGUGAGGAGAGCGAGACAAACCAAUAGAGUUCCCUUUCAGAAGACUAGAGUCAUGGAUUCUUUCCCAUAGGUUAGGGUGAAAGCUUUAGAAGAGGCUAUGAAAGUUCUGACUUCAGUGUAUGAAAAUGUGCUUGAUGGGGAGGGGAAACAGUCUCACAAAAGAAGAGCAAAGGGGAUGCAUAUGGCAUUACUACUGGGUUGGAAAAAUUUACACAGUUGCCAACUUCAAGGUUUCAGCUUCCUUGUUCUUACAAAGGGAAAAUGAGAGCGACUAUCUUUUUUAGUUACAUAUUGACGUGAUUUUUCAGUGCCUGAAUGUAUAAAUAGUAGAGGGUUAUUUAAUUACUAAUUUCAGAGCUUUUUUACAACAGUCUGAAUACAGCAUUGCAUUCCUUUUUCAGAUACAUUCCUCUCCAAAAAUCUAAAGAAAUUGUCUUAAUGUAAUGCAUAACAUUGCCUCCAUUACACAGCAACUCUAAAUGUUUUGAAAAUCUUUUUUUUUUUCUAUUUCUACUAACACUGCGAGAAAUGAAAAAGUUCAGAGGAUAAGCAAAAUUGAGACAGACUGAGAGAAUAUUUGUGAAUGUGUUUGUCAGAGAACAAGUUCACUUUUAGCUCAGUGCUGCACAUUCAUACACACAACAAUGAAAUAUGUAGUAGUCUACCUUUCUCACCACCACUGAUUAGAGCUUCCUGUGGUCUUCAGAUAAUGGCAUGGCUUGGGGUCUGCUGGUAUAUACAGCUACACUGGCACACAUCACCGGUCGAACUGAGAAAAACAACCCUGCCCCUCUGCAUGGUUCUGUGCAAACAUGACAAUGAACACAAUUUUCCCCGGAUGGCUUGAUGAUUUUACAUGUUUUACAUGAUUUUGAUUCAGUUGUUUACUUUUCUUUGUUUGUUUUUUUGCCUUUCUCUCUUUUUGUUAUUUUUUACUAAAACUUUCUUUUUUUACUAUAGGAUACCUUGGGUUUAUAGAGUUGCUGAGCCUAGAGAGUUGCAGUAAUUUGAUUCUGAAAUGCAUUCCCUGUUUAAAAUACUCGGUGAAGAAAAAUCACCAUUGCAAACGAAUCCUGAAUGGGUACAAAUAAAAGUGCUGAACAAACUUGAUGAUAUGGUCCCUCAUCAAGUUUAAGAGAAUAGUUUGACAUUUUGUGCUUUCAUGCAAAUAUUUUUCUUCGCUUUCUCGUUGAGUGUUCAGUGAGAAGACUGCUACCACCUUCGUGCCAAUAUGGUAGACAGGAAGUAAAUGCUAGCAGCUAGCCGCACUCAGUGAGAUUAACACAUUACACAUUCGUACUAAAACUAUUAUGUUAAUGUUAAUGGUCACCUCCUGCAGUCUUCACUGAUUUACUGACAACCUCACGGAGACGACAAGACUCUAUAAAACCACAACUUAUUAUUUAUGCAAUUUUGUAACACUAGUCCCCUCUUUUCUGUCUUGUGGCAUCAAUCUUCUCAUCCAACUUUCAGGCAAGAAAGUGAAUCAGUGUAUUUCUCAAAAUGUGAAACUAUUUUCUUGAACAAUACAGUAUCAGACCUCUGUUUUGUAUUUCUAAAUGACACUGAACAUAAAGAUAGACGAGAAAUUUGAAAAUUUUAAAGGCAUGGUGAAUGGCGCAUCCUAGUGUUGUGAUGACAAAUUAAGGAUCUUCGAAGUUAUUUUUUUUCCAAAGUUACAUUUAAAAGGCAGAGCAGGAAGUCAGCGAGUUAGCGGGCUAGCAUGCUGUCCUAAAGUAGUUUGAAUGGUAGAUAAUCUGAGUCCCAAAAGGAUGUUAGUGCUAAAAAUUGUCUUUAAAGCCCCUUAAGCUAACAGGCAAAUAAUAUCAGUAUGAUUUCCUGGAUUAUUUCCAAACUGCUUCAGGCUGAAUCUGGUCUAAGUCAAGGCCUUGGAGACAGUGAAUGAGUCCACUCUCCCACAGGCUCUGAACUGAGCUCUUCACUUAAGAACAUCUUCGGUUUGCUACAAGUGGAACUUAAUCAAGCAUGAAUAUUAGCUUUUUUCCUUUCAACUUGAGUUGAUGAAGCAUGAGUCUUUACUGCGCCCACCUCUAGCUGCUUUUCGUACAGUGCUACACUCCACCCUUCCACUAUGAAGGGAUCUAUCAUGCCAUUACAGUCUCUGUUUCAAUCAGUGUCAUCCAAUGAGUGAGGAAGGCUAGUGGAAGAUUAUCUGCUUGAUUGCAACCUCACCUGCCUGUUUGUAUCUAAGGUUUCCACCUCUUCAUUACAUCGAAGGUUUAGCCUCGCGUUUGUCAUCUGUCAUCAUUAAGAACAGCAGUCCCCCAUAUACAAAGAGGCUUCUCAAAUGGCCUACAGCAAAGACCUUUGAGAGGUUUGAAUGAAAAGAAAAAAAAACAGAAAGAAAAGAAGGAGGAGGGGAACCCCCAGGUCAUGUUCCAUGUUGCACUCAGUGUGUAGUAUUCAGUUACAUCUGAAAGGAUCACAGAUGCUGAAGUGUCUCCUACAGAGGGAUGUGAAAGUGUUGGUUUUAAGGACUUCAGCAGCAGAAUGUGGGGAGAGAGUAGAUUGAAAAAAGACAAAAGUGAGAGCACAGAGAGCAACAGACAUUUGCCAUUAAAUGAGCUAUUGGGGGAUGUCCCAGAGUAAACAGGACAAAUGGAAAGCCACAAGGGCAAAUGUAGCUGGGUGCAACGCACAGCAUGUUGUGAGUAUGCACUACAAAAACAAUAUUUGGAAAGGAUAUGAGGAGUUUGAAAUUCUAGCAAAUUAAAGACAAAAGUUUCUAAUUUCACACCUUUUUAGCUAAUGUAGGUACAAUCAGGUUCUUUUGUUUUUUUGCUGUUUUUUUUGUUUGUUUUUGUUUAUUUACCCCGUUGUAAAGGUUUCCUUUUUUCAGUCUUUAUUCUGCCACGAACAAAGUCCUGCCAAAACACCAUUCCAAUAUUUAAUCGUGAUUUUCUCCAAAAAAAAUUAAAAAUACACAGUAUUUUGUAGUAAAGUGAGGGACAUUCAUGAUGAUGAUAGGUGAGUUAAAGUGAUAAAUGCAUCCCAGUCUUUUAUUAUCCUGAAAUGUAGGCUUUCCUAUAGUGCAGGGAUCAGAACACAUUUCUACUGAACAAUAACAAAGUGAAAAAAAAAACCCAAAACUGAAGAAAUGUAACCCAAUCAUUGUUCUGUGUACACUGCCACAUGAUGCAUAAUGUACGUAGUAGCACUGGAAUAAAUUAACUUUUACUGGAUGGCAUAUGGAUUUAACAUGUUCUCUGUAUACUGUACGCUGUUCCUUCAUUUUGCAGGUGAACUUUUGUCCUAGCAAGGAGAGACACCAAGGUCAAAUCAUUAAAGACUAUCUUCAGCUAUGA
Scatophagus argus is the source of this 7051-nucleotide messenger RNA. RefSeq names its product potassium intermediate/small conductance calcium-activated channel, subfamily N, member 1a (gene kcnn1a). The record is from RefSeq and is a predicted model, not a curated record. Gene Ontology annotation, cellular component: plasma membrane; neuron projection; neuronal cell body. Gene Ontology annotation, biological process: potassium ion transmembrane transport. Lineage: Eukaryota; Metazoa; Chordata; Actinopteri; Scatophagidae. Gene Ontology annotation, molecular function: small conductance calcium-activated potassium channel activity; calmodulin binding. The coding region runs from base 52 to 3138 and encodes 1028 amino acids. The transcript is spliced from 10 exons.